Molecule: messenger RNA, 1326 nt
Organism: Knipowitschia caucasica
Lineage: Eukaryota; Metazoa; Chordata; Actinopteri; Gobiiformes; Gobiidae
Source: the annotation of a GenBank genome assembly
AUGAGGCUGCUUAGUGUGCUCUGCUGUAAUCUGGACACGUUUCUGCUGCUGGAGAGUCAGUACAACAUCUGUUCUAUGCUUCUGCAGCGGCAAAAAGAAAAUGUCACAGAGUUGGACAAUGGCGAAGGGGACAUAAUCCUGGACAGUUUAUCAGUGGAGAGGAACUUUGUGCUGGUGUGUGUCAGUGCUGUCGGUGGUCCCUCAGAAAGGAAAGUCCCUCCUCGCUCUAUACAAGAGGGAGAUGAUCCUUUCCCUUGGCCUCUGUUUAGCUGCUACCCUGUUCCGCAAUGUUACACUAUGGAGAUGAAAAGAACCGAACCGAUAUCCUCUGAUCAUGAACUGAAUACGUUUCUGGCAUCGACCGAGGCUAUUAGUGAUGAAAGCUGGGUGAAGGUCUGCAGGAGUCACUAUCGGAGGGUUAUGGCAAAGACGCCCACUCGGCUGACAGGCGAUGACUUGGCAGAUCUCUUGGAAAAGGCCGUUUCCCAUUUGUCUAAAGCAGACUGUGAACAAUUCUUUCCUCAAGCUUUGUACACAGGAGAGGAGGAGAGUGUGACGAGUGCUGCUCUGACGUCAGUAGAAGAACUGGGGAUCAACAUUUGUCUCAGCUAUGGCAGCUCUCUGAAGCUGCUCGGAGAUGACGCAGUCGGCGACCUGACGCUGCUGAUGAAACACAUGAAGGUCUUUUUUUGCUCGCAGAGACUUAAAACCACUUCACGCCUCAUCUGUGUGCAGGACUACCCUGGACACGACUGGUUGGUCUGCACGGUGUUCCUCCUGAUGAAGGGCCACAUGGAGCGUGCAAUGCGUCUGUUACUGGAGCUGUCAUCUCUGCUGGUGUCUGCGUUCAUAUGGCCACCCAGGAUCCACGCUUCUGUCCAUAUUCCUUUGGCUGUGGCUGAGUCUGGAAUUGGUCCACUUUACUGGUGCACCGCACACUAUGUUGAGAUGCUACUCAAAUCUGAGCUCCCCCUGGUCCAUUCAGCCUUCAGGAUAUCUGGAUUCACCCCAUCUCAGAUGUGUGUCCACUGGCUGACCCAGUGCUUCUGGAACUACCUGGACUGGUCUGAGAUCCGCCACUACCUGUGCACCUGUGUGCUGAUGGGAGCCGACUACCAGGUGUACGUGUGUGUGGCGGUCUUCAAGCACCUCCAGCCGGCCAUCCUGCAGCAGACGCAGUCCCAGGAGCUGCAGGUCUUUCUCAAGGAGGAGCCGAUCCAGGGUUUCCGAAUCUGCGACUAUUUGGACUUUAUGGAGAGUCUGGAGCACAAAUACAAAGACAUUGUCCUCUCCGACAUGACGUCUGUUUGUAAUCCUGUUGACUAG